Aspergillus aculeatinus CBS 121060 is the source of this 1330-nucleotide messenger RNA. RefSeq lists its product as uncharacterized. Lineage: Eukaryota; Fungi; Ascomycota; Eurotiomycetes; Eurotiales; Aspergillaceae. The coding region runs from base 1 to 1116 and encodes 371 amino acids. The transcript has 3 exons. The record is from RefSeq and is a predicted model, not a curated record.
AUGAAGACGGAGACCGAGUCACCUCCCCCGGACCAGGAGGGUUCGUCCCCCUCGUCUGGAUUUACGCCCAUCAACCGGAGAAGCGUGGACAAGAGUGAGGCGAGUGUUGGCACCACCCGCAAGCGCAGCGUCCAAUCCCGCUCUCCAUCCCCCAGCCCAGGAGCGCCAGCGCCAGCGCCCAAGAAACCCAAAACCGAGCCCUCGGCAUCCCUCUCCUCCCUCUCCUCCCUCUCCUCCUCCUCCCCAAUUACCGACUCCAGCGAAGAAUACAAGCAGGAAGAAGAGGACGAGGACGAGGACGAGGACGAGAACCUCACAAGCACAAGCUCCACGACCUCAAAGUCCAAGCCCAAGCCCACGUCCACGCCCAAAUCCAAAUCCACCCCCAAGGCUAAGUCCAAGUCCAAGCCCACCCCCAACCCCAAGGCUAAGUCCAAGUCCAAAUCCACCCCCAAGAAGCAGCAGCCAUCCAGCACCACCACCCCCAAGAUCACCCCCAAGAAACAAACCCCCUCCAAAACCCCAGCAGCAGCAGGAGAGGAAACAACAGAGGAACCAAAAACACCCAGCAAAUCCCCCAAAACCAAACUCCCCCCGAUCCCCACCAGCCUCGCAACCGCCACCCCAGCCGACCGCCUCAUCCUCACCAUGCGCGACGACGGGCAAAGCACCUGGCGCGACAUCAACACCGCCUGGCAGAACAUCACCCAGCUGACCGUGGGCGCGUCGACGCUGCGCAUGCGCUACAACGCCAUGAAGGCGAAUUUCUCGCAGAUGAGUCCGGAGGAUGAAGAACUAUUCCGGCGCACGAAGGAGGCCGUCGAGACCAAGUUCGCGCAGGAGAAGUGGCGGAUGAUUGCGGAGCAGAUGGAGAGUACUAGUCAUGGGAAGAAGUUCCCGGCGGCGGCGCUGGUGAAGAAGUGGAAGGAGUUGGAGAGGGUGAAGCUUGGGAAGGGGCAGGGUGGUGGUGGUGGUGCUGCGCACGUGGCGGUGGGUAAGAAUGCGACUUCUUCGUCGUCGUCUCUGUCUUCCGGGGGUGCUGGGGAUGGGGAUGAUGAAGAUGAAUUUGAGGAAGAGGAUGGUGCUGAGGAUGGAAGAAGAGGUGGUGUGAAGUGAUGUUUCUACUUCCAGUUCAGGUUCAGAGGAUGGACUUCUCUCGUCUCAUCCGAGGUUGCGAGGGAGCUGUUCGUAGUUGUCUUCAAAGUGGUCCGCACGCAGGGGAGGUGGUUUCUCAUGUCUUUCUUCGGCGUUUCCUGCUUUUCGCGUGGUUGAUAUGGAGCUUGAAGGGGAGGUGAGAUCUCUGAAAACAUGACGAAAACGAUUUCUUUCC